Zea mays is the source of this 1833-nucleotide messenger RNA. RefSeq lists its product as uncharacterized. Gene Ontology annotation, biological process: CAAX-box protein processing. The record is from RefSeq and is marked validated. NCBI's taxonomy places the organism in Eukaryota, Viridiplantae, Streptophyta, Magnoliopsida, Poales, Poaceae. Gene Ontology annotation, molecular function: metalloendopeptidase activity.
UAACUGCGUGACUGCACCAUUGAGGACGCCAAUUCAUAACUUCCUUCCUUCCUUCCUUCCGAGCACCGGAUUCGAGCAAAAGCAUCCGCGCGUGCGCCCACUCCCUCCGCCUGCCCUCUGAUCCUCCUCGCCUCCGCCCUUGGCUCCAAUGGCGCUGUCCUACCUGGAGGCCGUGCUUUGCUUUAUGAUUCUCAUGUUCAUAUUUGAGACGUAUCUUGACAUCCGUCAGCAUAGGGCCCUCAAGCUGCCAACUUUGCCCAAACCCCUGCUGGGAGUAAUCAGUGAUGAAAAGUUUGAACGCUCUAGAGCUUAUAGCCUUGAUAAAAGCUACUUCCAUUUUGUCCAUGAGUUUGUGACUAUUUUAAUGGAUACCACAAUACUGUACUACAGAUCCGUUCCCUGGUUUUGGAAGAAAUCUGGAGAGUUAGUUACCAAUGUUGGGCUGAAUGCUGAGAAUGAGAUAAUACACACCCUUGCAUUCUUAGCUGGUGCCAUGGUUUGGUCAAAGAUUACAGACUUGUCGUUCUCUAUUUAUUCAACUUUUGUUAUAGAGGCUCGACAUGGUUUUAACAAGCAAACUAUAUGGCUCUUCAUCAGGGAUAUGAUCAAAGGAGUUUUACUAUUCAUGAUACUGGGGCCACCAAUCGUGGCUGCUAUCAUCUACAUAGUACAGAUUGGAGGACCCUACCUGGAUAUAUAUCUCUUUGGUUUUAUGUUUGCAUUAGCUCUUCUGAUGAUGACAAUAUACCCCAUUGUGAUAGCUCCUCUGUUCAACAAGUUCACCCCUCUUCCUGAAGGAGUCCUCAGGGAGAAAAUAGAGAAGCUGGCAGCUUCCCUCAAAUUUCCUUUGAAAAAACUUUUCGUGGUAGAUGGGUCUACCAGAUCAAGCCACAGUAAUGCUUACAUGUAUGGAUUUUUUAAGAAUAAACGCAUAGUACUCUAUGACACAUUGAUUCAGCAGUGUACCAAUGAGGAUGAGAUAGUUUCUGUUAUUGCACAUGAACUUGGGCACUGGAAACUCAAUCAUAUUGUCUAUUCCUUUGUAGCUGUCCAGCUGCUUAUGUUUCUUCAAUUUGGAGGAUAUACUCUACUGCUUAUGUUUCUUCAAUUUGGAGGAUAUACUCUAGUAAGGAACUCCAAAGAUCUAUUUCAAAGUUUUGGCUUCGAGGAUCAGCCAAUAAUAACUGGACUGAUCAUUUUCCAGCACACCAGAAUACCCAUCCAACACCUUCUGAGCUUUUGCCUGAACCUUGUCAGCAGAGCAUUUGAAUUUCAGGCUGAUGCCUUUGCCAAGAACCUUGGAUAUGCCCCUCAGCUCCGAGCGGCCCUUGUUAAACUACAUGAGGAGAACUUGUCUGCAAUGAACACCGAUCCUUGGUAUUCGGCAUAUCACUACUCCCACCCACCUCUCGUCGAAAGGCUGCAAGCUCUUGAAGAUUCAGACGCCAAAAAAAAUGACUAACGCCAACUGUCAGAGCUGUUGUUCCUGAUGGGGCGAAGCCUUGAUCCUUGUACGAGGUUUCCAUGAGGGUACGAUUCAUUGGUUGAGUGUUGUAAAAGCUCUGUAAGCAUCCAGCACGAAGAUGCUUACAUGCACGUUGAGAAAUAUUAUAGGUUAUUGAGGACUCUCUCUGUUUUUUAGUUGUCGCUGGAUAAUUCAAUUUUGUAUUAUCCAGCGACAACUAAAAAUAAACAGAGGGAGUAUAAGCGAACCAGCUAUGCAAAACUGAUGCAUCUUCCUGUGUUGAAGUCACUUGCCACUCAAAGCUACACUACAUGCACGUUUCGGGGCUUCGGGCAGACAGUGAGACGCAUCUGAAUGGAACUCUUUCA